Molecule: messenger RNA, 1257 nt
Organism: Archocentrus centrarchus (flier cichlid)
Lineage: Eukaryota; Metazoa; Chordata; Actinopteri; Cichliformes; Cichlidae
Product: spore coat protein SP65-like
Exons: 1
Source: RefSeq, a predicted model, not a curated record
ACAGCUGCCCCAGCUACAACCGUUGGAGCUACAACCAUUGGACCUACAACAGCUGCCCCAGCUACAACAGCUGCCCCAGCUACCACCGUUGCCCCACCUACAAUAGCUGCCCCAGCUACCACCGUUGGAGCUACAACAGCUGCCCCAGCUACCACCGUUGCCCCAGCUACCACAACUGCCCCUGCUACCACCGUUGCCCCAGCUGCCACAGCUGACCCAGCUACCACCACUGCCCCAGCUACAACAGCUGCCCCAGCUACAACCGUUGGAGCUACAACCGUUGGACCUACAACAGCUGCCCCAGCUACAACAGCUGCCCCAGCUACCACAGCUGCCCCAGCUACCACCGUUGGAGCUACCACAGCUGCCCCAGCUACCACCGUUGCCCCAGCUACCACAGCUGCCCCAGCUACCACCGCAGCCCCAGCUACAACAACUGCCCGAACUACCACCGCAGGCCCAACUACAACAACUGCCCCAGCUACCACCGCAGCCCCAGCCACCACAGUUGGAGCUACCACCGCAGCCCCAGCCACCACCGUUGGAGCUACCACCGCAGCCCCAGCCACCACCAUUGGAGCUGCCACUGCAGCCCCAGCCACCACCGCCGCAGCCACCACCGCAGCUAUCGCCGCAGCUACCACCGCAGCCACCACCGCAGCCACCACCGCAGCUACAACCACUGGAGCUACACCCGCUGCAGCUACCACCACCUCCCCAUCUACAACUGCUACAUCUAGCACCACAGCCACAGGCACAACCACUGCAGGUACUACAGCAGUCACAGCUACAACUGCAGCCCCAACAUCCUCCAGCUCAGUGGCCCAGUCAUCCACAGCUAAAACAACUACAAGUAAUGCAACUUCUAGCAGACUAGGUUUUAUCCAUUUGCUGCUUGGAAUUCUUCUCUUCAUUCUUAUUUAGAAAUCAGGGAAAUCUGUCAAGAAAAGUGUACAAUUCUUAAAAGAUCUAAAGCGUAAACUAAUUUUUUUGUAUUUAUGUAUUUAUUUAUAUACUUCUAGAAGUAUUGGUGUAUAUGAAGCUAACCCGUGUGAAUUAGCAUUCCUCUAGGGGGAAAAGAAAUUAGAGAUUCAAUUGAAUGUUGUUUUUUAUGUUGGCAGCAAGUGGCACUGAAAAUAAACUGUAAAGUAUUUUAUUUUAUUUCUAUAUGUAAGUGUUUGUAGUUUCCAUGAAUAUGUUGUUCUGCUACAGUUUUUCCAGUUUGGGUUUCUGUGAUCUAUGUCUAAUAAAACUUUC